GACCACGUGACCUGUGUUUACAUCCUCGUCUCAGCUGUUCUUUCUUCCUCCACUUCGCCACAGCCGCUCGCCGCCACUACUUAACCCGUUCACCAGUUCAGCCAGCUAGUUAUCCCUGUUAACUAGUACUUAGCAUCCCGUCGGAAACUGACAGAGACUGGUACCGUCUGAAAGUCAUAGUCCGUCGCAUUGCACAGACUGAAGUGCAUCCAGUUACAAAGAGUGAGUUAAUGCGACACGACACUGUCAUUUGCCGCAUGGACAUGACUGUUGUCUGAACUGACACUAGAGGAGUCACAGUGGCAGGGUCCUUCAGCAGGCUGUUCAUCUCCAUGACACUCUGAGGAGGAAUCACUCAUCCUGAGUACGAGUUCUGCCCUUGUGUUUCUCAUUUCUGUUUCGCCAUGGGGGGAGCUGUGAGCGCCGGGGAGGACAAUGAUGACCUCAUUGAUAAUCUGAAGGAGGCCCAGUAUAUUCGCACAGAAAAAGUCGAGCAGGCUUUUCGGGCCAUAGACCGCGGAGACUACUAUCUGGAUGGCUACCGGGACAGUGCCUACAAAGACUUGGCGUGGAAGCAUGGCAACAUUCACCUGUCUGCUCCGUGUAUAUACUCGGAGGUGAUGGAGGCCCUCAAACUGCAGCCAGGACUUUCUUUCCUCAAUCUGGGCAGUGGAACAGGCUACCUGAGCACAAUGGUUGGCCUCAUCAUUGGGCCGUUUGGUGUGAACCAUGGAGUUGAGCUCCAUAAGGAUGUGGUUGAAUAUGCCAGAGAGAAACUGGAUGAUUUCAUUAAGAAUAGUGACAGCUUUGAUAAGUUUGAGUUCUGUGAACCCGUCUUUGUGGUGGGAAAUUGCCUUGAAAUCUCGACAGAUAGCCACCAGUAUGAUCGCAUUUAUUGCGGGGCUGGAGUACAGAAAGACCAUGAAAAUUACAUGAAAGUACUGCUGAAAAUUGGAGGCAUUCUAGUGAUGCCUAUAGAAGAUCAGCUGACCCAGAUAACCAGGACUGGCCAAUGCACAUGGGAGAGCAAAAACAUCUUGGCUGUGUCCUUUGCCCCUUUGGUCCAGCAGAGCAGAGCUGAUGGAGAGAAAGCUGACACUGUCCAGCUGCCUCCGGUGACCGUCCGCAGCCUUCAGGAUCUGUCUCGGAUCUACAUUCGCCGCACUCUCCGAAACCUGGCCAAUGAGGACAGUCAGGGGAAGGGCACGGUGCAACGGGUCCCCCAGAAACGCAAACGCAGGCGCUGCCGACGGCGACGCAUCAACACCUACGUUUUUGUAGGCAAUCAGCUGAUACCCCAAAUGGUGGAGAGUGAAGAGGAGGAACACAAUGAGGAAGAGCACAAGGAAGUGGAGGAGGAGGAGGAAAGAGACAUUGGCGACAUUGAAAUCCUUAAGCAAGUCAACGUGUUGAGAGACCAAAUAAUGGCUCUGCCGCUGCCGGAGUCACUUAAAGCGUACUUGUUGUUCUACAGAGAGAAAUGACCACUCCAUUGUCAAUGGGUGCAGCGCCUGCUCAAAUGCUUUUCUCCACCGUUUUCAGUACAAAUGUAGCAUUAUUUCCAUGAAAUCUUGAUGACAAAACUGCAAUGAAAGAGACGUCAUAGAUAAUAUUGGAUAAUAAUGUUAUGAUUGUCAUGUUACAUUUUCAUUUUUUUGUAUAUCAGGAAAAAAAAAUAUAAAAAGUAUACUUCAAUGGACGUAGUUUCCAAAACCCGUUUUCAGAUUCAGAUUUUAUCUUAAUGUUAAGAUGUCUGCAGACAUGUGCAGAUGCAAAUUGUACAAAAAACAAAUUUCUUACUGUAUUUGUUAAAAUAUGAUCAUGCUAAGACUUUUAUUGCACCUUUUUUAGAAGCUUUAGCCGACUAUCAGUGUCUGUAAAUUUAAUAAUGCUGAAAGAAAUAAGACACUGAAAUAAGGCCACAUUAUCCCAUAAUCAGUCGGAGAGAUGACGACGGUGACAGGCUUGUAUAAUCAUGAAUAAGGAACUUGUCAUGACUCCUCAUUUUUAGCUUUAGGUCAAUGUGUUUUCUACCUUCCUAUUACAAAAAAAAAAAUCACGACGAAAUAAGACUGGUUCAUAACCUUUUCUACCGUGCACCUUUUCUUGUAACUUUUUCUACCAGGUGCUGACAUUCUUGGUUUUUUUUUCCACUUUGCGUACGAGAAGGUUUGGUUAGCGUCCCUGAAAAUGACCAUUUCUCCUCCCCAUAUUUUCUUUUCUACUUUUAAUGCGAAUAAUAUUAGUUCUAUCAUAUCACACACUUGAAACGAUGACAGAACUGAUGAACAGAGGGGUUUUCACAUUUUUAGCUUUCAAGACCAAACUGGUAAAGUUGAGACGUUGGUCAGUAAUGCAUGAAUAUUCUGUAUAUGUCUUGGGUGUUGUUGACUUUGCUUCACAUCUUAUGAUCGGUCACUGGAGGUGAUGUUCCAAGUGAUCAACUUCUGAAAUGUAGAGACGUUCUUUCACUAAAAGGACUCGAGGAAUAUCUGUGAAUUAGACGGCCCUUGCAUUUUUCUCGCCCCUCUUUUUUUUUUUUUUUUUUUUUUUAUUACUGAUAGCAAUGCAAAAUCAGAAUCGCUGAAGAUUUUGAAGCCUUUUCUAUGCUGGACUGUAGACGUAUCGGCGAAAGCACCUUAUUCUGCGGUCCUCAACUGAAAAAUAGGUGCCAUUUUUUUUGGCUUAAUUUGUAUUGUGGACUGGACUUUACAGUUACAAACAAGUAGAAUUAACUUGCAGAAUUUCCCUGAUGGUGAUGGCUUCUAAGUGCCAACGUACCCCAUCACAUUAGGACAUCUGCAAGGGUUUUCCGUUUUAUUUCCGGCACACAAAAUUUACCCGACCGAUGGUACAUUCCACAGUAUAAAAGCGGUAAAAAAAAAAAAAAAAAAAAAGUAAGAAAAAAGGAAAAAAAGCACAUCACUGAUAGAUGUCACACUUUCUUGCUUUACUGUCAUGAACUUGGACUUUUCUCCAUCUUACUUUGAAUGCAUCAUUUAGUAUUCUGAAAGCUGAGUUGAAUGUUGUUGAUAUUAAUUCUAUUCAAUAUAAAAGUGAUAUAUAUGUACUGUUAUAUGAUUCUGCAUACACUUUUUUGGCAUCUGGUUUGUAGUAGCACCCUUUUUGCUGUACUGUAUUUUGACACUGGGAACUCCGUAGAUCAAAACUUCACUGCUGUCUGUUAAAUAGAAAAGAUAUAUUAGUGAUAUAGAUCUUCAUUUUGUUCUGGUGUAAUAACAGAUAUUUUGUUUUUAAACGGGACUGAUUAUAUUAUCAGUAGUUUUUGUGUGUGAAGAGGUAACAUUUGUUUUCUGUAAGGUUUUGUUUUUUUGUUUUGUUUUUUUUUACCUUCAUUGAAAAGCUUUGCAAGUAAGCAAUAAUGGAAUAAUUUCUCAGCUUCUAAAUACCAAUAACAACAUAGUCCCAUUUUGAUUUGCGUGGUAUCCAUUAAAACCCACAUGAGAUAUUACAGGCAUGCAACAAUUUAUACACCAUUAUCUAAAAUGUAAUUGCCAAUUAGAGAGCGUAUAAAGAACUGAAUGCAGGGGACCUACAACCUCGACACUCAGGUCAGGCCUUGCACCAAAGUUAAUGGGACUGCUGUGAUUACAUUUAAUGCGGAUGAGAUUUGACUGCAAAAAAAAAUAAAAAGCAUUCACUAAAGCUCAAGUCCAACCCAGUUUUGCGCUCUUAUUAACUUAAUUUGCUGAGGGCCAAAACGAUUAUGUUACACUUUAUCAGGCUUAGGUUUAUUUCUCAUUGUGUGCUCAGUUCAUUUUGGAAAUGUGUUGUUUCUUCGUAAAUGUUCAACAAAAAAUAAUAA
This is a messenger RNA of Sphaeramia orbicularis (orbiculate cardinalfish), 3826 nucleotides long. RefSeq names its product protein-L-isoaspartate (D-aspartate) O-methyltransferase domain containing 1 (gene pcmtd1). Gene Ontology annotation, biological process: protein modification process. Gene Ontology annotation, cellular component: cytoplasm. Gene Ontology annotation, molecular function: protein-L-isoaspartate (D-aspartate) O-methyltransferase activity. Bases 405 to 1484 code for a protein of 359 amino acids. NCBI's taxonomy places the organism in Eukaryota, Metazoa, Chordata, Actinopteri, Kurtiformes, Apogonidae. The transcript has 6 exons. The record is from RefSeq and is a predicted model, not a curated record.